Molecule: messenger RNA, 1298 nt
Organism: Gastrolobium bilobum
Lineage: Eukaryota; Viridiplantae; Streptophyta; Magnoliopsida; Fabales; Fabaceae
Product: mannose-6-phosphate isomerase 1-like
Exons: 5
Coding region: 6-1286 (426 amino acids)
Biological process (GO): GDP-mannose biosynthetic process; carbohydrate metabolic process
Cellular component (GO): cytosol
Molecular function (GO): mannose-6-phosphate isomerase activity; zinc ion binding
Source: RefSeq, a predicted model, not a curated record
CUGCAAUGAAGUCCAAACAACAACAACAACAUGGGAAGAACAAGCUUCAGAGGCUUCAUUGCUCCGUUAAGAACUAUGAUUGGGGUCAACCAUGCAGUGAUUCCCUUGUUGCCAAGCUCUUUUCCAUGAAUUCUGGGUCCCAGUUAGAUCUGAAUGAGCCUUAUGCAGAAUUUUGGAUGGGAACCCAUGAAUCAGGACCCUCUUUCCUUGUCUUUGAUGGUUCAGAAAGAGUGACCCUUAAGUCGUGGCUUUUGGAGAAUCCUAGCGUGCUUGGACAAAAGGUUUUGGACAAGUGGGGUGGUGAUCUCCCUUUCUUGUUCAAGGUUCUCUCAGUGGCCAAGGCCUUGUCUAUACAGGCUCACCCUGAUAAGGAAUUGGCAAGAACUUUGCAUAAGUUGCACCCUGAUAUUUAUAAAGAUGGCAAUCAUAAACCAGAGAUGGCUCUGGCUGUGACAGAGUUCGAGGCUCUAUGUGACUUUGUCCCUCUUAAGGAGCUAAAGGCCGUGCUUAUUAACCCUGAGAUUGUCGAACUGGUUGGUGUUGAAAAUGUUAAAUCAAUCUUACAAACCACUGAUCAGGAUGGUGAAGAGAAGAUAAAACCUUUAUUGAAGACUGUUUUCACUGAUCUCAUGUCAGCAAGUAAAGAGAGAGUAACUGGUGUAGUAGACAGAUUGAGAACUCGUCUGCAUAAGGAAAGACAGGUGAGGCAGUUGACAGAUAAGGAGCAGCUGGUGCUGAGGUUGGAAAAGCAAUACCCAGGUGAUGUUGGUGUCAUAGCGUCCUUCUUUCUUAACCAUGUAAAACUCACUCCAGGUGAAGCCUUGUUCCUUGGGGCAAAUGAACCGCAUGCAUAUAUUUGUGGUGAGUGCAUUGAAUGCAUGGCAACUUCAGACAAUGUUGUGCGAGCUGGGCUUACUCCUAAACACAGAGAUGUUCAAACUCUUUGUUCCAUGCUCACAUAUAAACAGGGUUCUCCAGAGAUACUGAGAGGAGUUCCUCUAAAUCCAUAUGUAAAUAGAUACCUUCCACCGUUUGAGGAAUUUGAGAUUGAUUGCUGUAUUCUUCCUCAAGGGGAAAAAGUGGUGUUCCCUGCAGUUCCAGGCCCUUCUAUAUUUUUGGUCACAGUUGGUGAUGGAAUGAUGAAUUCAGAAUCUCUAAAAGAACAUCAAGUCACUGAAGGGGAUGUUCUUUUUGUAGCAGCCAACACUGAGAUUAUUGUUAUCAGUGCAUCUGAUUUGCAUCUGUACAGGACCGGGGUUAAUAGCAGAUUCUUUCAAGCUUCCUAAGUUUCAAUGCCA